AUGCCAAAAUCCAGGACACAAGUUGCGUUAGUCACAGGGGCUUCAUCAGGUAUUGGUUUUAAUGUCAGUAAACAAUUAGCUGCCAAAGGUUACAAGGUCUAUGCAUGUGCUAGAAGAACGGAACCUAUCGAACCAUUGUCAAAGGAAUUUCCAGGGUUAAUUAUUCCAACGAAGUUGGAUAUCUCAAAAGAGCUUGAAAUUUUGGAGUUAAAGAAAAGACUGUCAGAAGAUUUACCAGAAGGUAAACUAGAUAUAUUAUACAAUAAUGCUGGUCAAAGUUGUACAUAUCCAGCUUUAGAUGUAAGCAACAUAGCCAUGGAACAAUGUUUUCAAGUUAAUGUAUUUGGACACAUUAAUUUGUGCAGAGAACUAUCCCAGUUCUUAAUUAACUCUCAAGGUACUAUUGUAUUUACAGGUUCUUUAGCUGGCAUCAUUUCCUUCCCGUUUGGUAGUAUUUACAGUGCUACUAAAGCUGCAAUUCAUGCCUAUGCUCGUGGAUUACAUCUGGAACUAAAACCAUUCAAUGUAAGAGUGAUCAAUGUUGUCACAGGCGGUGUCGACACCAAUAUUGCUGAUACAAGACCUUUACCAGAAAGCUCAAUUUAUAACUUCCCUGCAGGUUUAGAAGCGUUUCAAGGUAGACAAAAGAUGGCUAAAAAUAAUCAUCCCAUCUCUGCUGAAAUUUACGCCAAACAGGUGCUAGAUGUUGUAUUUAGCAAGAAAGAUCCUGUCGAUCUAUACAGAGGCACUAUGUCAACAUUUCUGAGAUAUGUUGCCCAAUUUGUGCCUUACAGUAUCCUAGAGUAUGGUUUGGUUGCUAAAUUUAAAUUAGGGAAAGUUUUUGAAGUUUUAAAGACCAAAACUAAACAAGAGUAA
Tetrapisispora phaffii CBS 4417 is the source of this 876-nucleotide messenger RNA. It is a transcript of the gene AYR1, whose product is annotated as acylglycerone-phosphate reductase. Gene Ontology annotation, cellular component: endoplasmic reticulum; lipid droplet. Gene Ontology annotation, molecular function: triacylglycerol lipase activity; acylglycerone-phosphate reductase (NADP+) activity. The transcript has a single exon. The coding region runs from base 1 to 876 and encodes 291 amino acids. The record is from RefSeq and is a predicted model, not a curated record. NCBI's taxonomy places the organism in Eukaryota, Fungi, Ascomycota, Saccharomycetes, Saccharomycetales, Saccharomycetaceae. Gene Ontology annotation, biological process: phosphatidic acid biosynthetic process; triglyceride catabolic process.